Molecule: messenger RNA, 2180 nt
Organism: Pseudophryne corroboree (corroboree frog)
Lineage: Eukaryota; Metazoa; Chordata; Amphibia; Anura; Myobatrachidae
Gene: NEUROD2
Product: neuronal differentiation 2
Exons: 2
Coding region: 339-1397 (352 amino acids)
Biological process (GO): nervous system development; sensory organ development; positive regulation of transcription by RNA polymerase II
Cellular component (GO): nucleus
Molecular function (GO): DNA-binding transcription factor activity, RNA polymerase II-specific; E-box binding; protein dimerization activity
Source: RefSeq, a predicted model, not a curated record
UCUGGAGAUUUGGAGAAUGUAUUCCUUUCUUCUGUCUUUCUUUCCAUUUUUUUUUUAGGAGAGUGACAGAUGGUAAGUCCUCCCCCCCAGGGACCCAAAUCUCCCUCAAUCCAACCGCACGUCAAUCAGAGGCUCCCGUGUGAUCGCUCCCGCGGAUGACGUGCCAGCCAUAUGGCCUGGCAUCAGAGCUGGUACCAUGACUCGGUAGACAUGCCACCCUCUCCUCCUUUUGGAUUGCACUCUGAAGGAGCUUGAGAACCUCAAGGAGACUGUUCUACUCCCAGAAGAUGAUCUGAACCAUGUCAUAAAUUUCUUCAGCGCCUAGCUCUGGAGCAAUCAUGUUGACCAGGCUGUUCAGCGAGACCAGUCUUAUCCCUGAGGUUCAGAAAUUUGCCACCUGGCCAGAUGAGUGUGACGAAGAUUUGAGCGACAAGGAUGAAAGAAGCGAGAAGAGCCUGCAGGAUGUCCACACAGAGGGCUCCCUCAGUGAGAGUAAAGACGAUGGUGAUAUUGGAGAAGAGGAUGAGGAGGAGGAUGAGGAGGAGGAAGGGGCAGAGGAGACAGAGGGGGAAAGGCCCAAGAAACGUGGACCCAAAAAGAGAAAAAUGACGAAAGCCAGAAUCGAGAGGUCCAAGGUAAGACGUCAGAAAGCCAAUGCCAGGGAGAGGAACCGCAUGCACGACCUCAACUCUGCCCUGGACAACCUCAGGAAAGUGGUGCCAUGCUAUUCAAAGACACAGAAGCUUUCCAAGAUUGAGACUCUCAGGCUUGCCAAGAACUACAUCUGGGCCCUUUCCGAGAUCUUAAGGUCCGGAAAGCGGCCUGAUCUAGUGGCAUAUGUGCAAACCCUCUGCAAGGGCCUCUCACAACCCACAACAAACCUGGUGGCCGGUUGUCUGCAGCUAAACUCCAGGAAUUUCCUGACUGAGCAAGGCCAAGAAGCUGGAAGGUACAGUGGCCCAAAUUCUUCCUUUGCAAUGCACCCUUACUCCUACCAGUGCUCCCGACUCUCAGGCUCCCAGUGCCAGUCCAGCACCAUGACCAACUCUCACGGUCUGAGAAGCCAUGGCUACUGUGCAACCUACGAGUCAUUAUAUGGUAACACGUCUCCGGAAUACAAUAGCUCUGAAUAUGAUGCCCCCUUAAGCCCACCACUGUGCAUUAACGGCAACUUCUCCCUUAAACAGGACUCUUCUCCGGACCACGAUAAAAAUUACCAUUACUCUAUGCACUAUUCUGCCCUGCCAGCCUCCAGGCCUUCCGGGCACAGCCUGCUCUUCGGAUCGUCUGGGAUGCGCAGUGGAGUCCAUUCUGAGAACCUGUUGCCUUACGAUAUGCACGUCCACCACGAUAGGGCCCCGAUGUACGAAGAACUAAAUGCGUUUUUCCAUAACUGACCCCCCAUCCUCCCCCAACCAAACCCAACUUUUCCACGUGUGACUGUGCAACUUGUGCCAAGAAAUAUAUAAGGACCAGUAAGAAGCAGGGCCUGAUUGGCUACGAUUGUUGUAGCCAAAUGUUAUCAGGGUUUUACAUUACAGUAUAUCCAACGUUUCAGCUGAAUAUUGGAAACCCUGCAGUUCUGCAGCCGCAAUGUAUACAGUAUUGAGUUUUGGUGGUUGGCCCUACUGCACUAUUCAGUUGUUUUGGCUGUAAUUACUGAUGCACAAUCAUGGGAUGUGUUGGGAAAAUCUAAGGUCUGGCCAACCAUAACUCGAUUAGAAACAUCAUUUGUUCGAUGUUCCAUCCGAUGUUUUCAUAUAGUACCACUACUAUCUUGACCCCAAGCAUACACGAUGUUAGUUACCAUUGCACUCUCUUUCAUAUACCCGCACAUUAUUUCACUAUGCCUGUACAUGCCCAAGCACCACAUCAUGUUUGCACAUAGAACGUAACCUGCAUUUAGGCACUUGUUUCUGUAUAAUUAUCGUAGAUGUGUUCCCUCAGUAACAGUAUUUUCAUAUUACAUUAGUGUGCAAAAGUGCUUGAAUUGCGCUUUCACGCAGCUAUUUCACCUGGUGAAGGGGACCCGCCUCCGAGGUGCAAUAUAAAGCCCAACCUCUUAGAUAGGAAUGAAUUAAAAAACUUGCGGCACUGCAUAGAGGAUGGAACGGUGUUUAUACAAAUCAUUGCCAAACAUUGUAUCAGUAUUAAAAAAAUAAAUACAUUGUAGUAAACAA